Cucurbita pepo subsp. pepo (vegetable marrow) is the source of this 1809-nucleotide messenger RNA. RefSeq names its product transcription repressor KAN1. The record is from RefSeq and is a predicted model, not a curated record. Gene Ontology annotation, cellular component: nucleus. Gene Ontology annotation, molecular function: transcription cis-regulatory region binding. Gene Ontology annotation, biological process: abaxial cell fate specification; regulation of DNA-templated transcription. Lineage: Eukaryota; Viridiplantae; Streptophyta; Magnoliopsida; Cucurbitales; Cucurbitaceae.
UAUUCCUUCUUUCUUCUUCCUUCUUCCUUCUUCUUCUUCAUUGUCAUUUUCUGAUAUAAGCUCUUGAGAGAAACACCAUAAUACUCAAACCCCAAAUCUCUCAAAUUUUCUCUCUCUAACUCCACUUUCUCUCUCCUCAUUUUCUCUCUCUACACUCCAUUUUCUCUUGAUUUGGCUUUCUGGGUCGGAUUUUUUCAAGUUUUUAUGAGUUUUCCCAUCUGGGUUUCAUCAUUAAACAACAAAAAUCCCAUCUUUCCCUUCCCCCAUGAACACUUUCUUAAGCAACUAGAAGAAGAACAGCAAGAACAGCAAGAACAGCAAGAACAAGGAGAUGCCCUUGGAAGGGGUUUUUAUUGAACCUUCUUCAACCCCACUUCCUGAUCUCUCUCUUCAAAUCAGCCCUCCAAAUGCUUCUUCUUCUUCUUCCUCCUCCUCCUCUAAUUCUUCUUCAAUUAAAACCCUCACCCAUGGAUUCCCUCAAACAAAUUUUGAUCUUUUGAGUAAUUCCGAUAACCCUCGUGCCCACACCGACCUCUCUCUCGGUACCAACAACGAUCUUCCCGGCCGUGCACUGCUACCCCCGCCGCUCCACCAUCUUCGCGGGGUUUCGGGGUUCGACGUAUCGGACCGGUUACGACCGAUCAAAGGGAUUCCCGUGUAUCACAACCGCCCGUUUCCAUUUUUGGCUGUGGAUCAGAAAGAUCAUCGUUAUCAUCAUCAUCAGAACCACCAUCAAUUUUCAUCCUUCUACCCGAAUUACUCGAACCCGAAUGGAGUUCUUCAAACGGGUUAUCGAAAUUCCGCUGCGAGGUUCAACAAUGGGACGGUUUCGGUUGAAGGAAUUAAAUCUUUGCAUAGUAAUAGUAAUGCAGCUUCUUCUUCUUCUGAUGUUUGUUCUCAUGGAAUGAUGAUGAGAUCCAGAUUCUUGCAGAAGCUUCCUCCUAAAAGAAGCAUGAGAGCUCCUAGAAUGAGAUGGACUACCUCCUUACAUGCUCGUUUCGUUCACGCCGUCGAACAUCUCGGCGGCCACGAAAGAGCAACACCAAAGUCAGUUCUUGAGCUGAUGGAUGUUAAGGAUCUAACAUUGGCUCAUGUCAAGAGCCAUUUACAGAUGUAUCGGACUGUUAAGACCACUGACAAGCCAGCAGCUUCCUCAGGCCAAUCAGACGGUUCGGGUGACGAUGACGUAUCUCCUACAAUAUGCACAGGCCGAGGGGACAAUGCCCCAAGGCAAUUUUCCGAUCAAAGAGCUCCAUUGGAGCGGUCCGGCCAGCCACCGCCGGAUUGGGAAUUUGGCUCCUCCACUCUUUGGUCUAAUUCUUCAAGAGAUGUAUGGCCACAAACGAACUCUAAUGAAACGGAUAUCAUUAGACCAAAUUCAUCUACCCGAAUGCAACAAAAAUCCAUGCAUCAAAUCGAGGAAUGUGAUUCAGGUGCCAUGAAGAGAUACAAUAAUUCAGAGUGCAAGAAGCCAAGCUUGGAAUUCAGGUUAGGCAGAGCAGAAUGGGAUCUCAAAGAAGACUAACAGUUUAAUUUCUUUUUUUUUUUUUUUUUGGGUUUUUUUUUUUUUUGAAUCUCUGUUGAUUGAGUUGAUGAUCUUGGUGAUUGUUGCUAAUGCUAUCAUAAUAGAUAAUAGAGAUACACAAAUGAAAGAGAUGAAUCAUAUUUUGAUACUCGUUACUUCUAAUGUUGAUAUAAUCAUUGUAGAUAUGGAGAACGGAGUCGAGUUCGGUUACGUUUCGAGUUUUGUAUGAUCUAAAAUCAGAUCAAAUCGAAUGGUGCUUAAACUAAUGGUAUUUUGUUGAUAUA